Molecule: messenger RNA, 1005 nt
Organism: Carica papaya (papaya)
Lineage: Eukaryota; Viridiplantae; Streptophyta; Magnoliopsida; Brassicales; Caricaceae
Product: V-type proton ATPase 16 kDa proteolipid subunit
Biological process (GO): proton transmembrane transport
Cellular component (GO): proton-transporting V-type ATPase, V0 domain
Molecular function (GO): proton-transporting ATPase activity, rotational mechanism
Source: RefSeq, a predicted model, not a curated record
CUUGCUUGGCUGGCUUGUCUGAAACAUAACCAGAGAGAUCAAACACCAAAAAAUCUCUCUGCGAAACGUGAACGCGCGAGCUUUCAGUUUCCAGAUCUAAACGACGUUGCUUUAGAUCCACCAUCUUCAAUGGCCUCUUCAUUCAGUGGCGAUGAAACUGCACCUUUCUUCGGUUUCCUUGGUGCAGCGGCUGCACUCGUCUUCUCCUGUAUGGGAGCUGCUUAUGGAACAGCAAAGAGUGGUGUUGGUGUGGCUUCCAUGGGUGUGAUGAGGCCUGAGCUGGUGAUGAAGUCAAUUGUUCCAGUUGUUAUGGCUGGUGUUUUGGGUAUUUAUGGGCUGAUUAUUGCUGUUAUUAUCAGUACUGGAAUUAACCCAAAGGCUAAAUCUUAUUACCUUUUUGAUGGUUAUGCACAUCUCUCAUCUGGUCUUGCUUGUGGUCUUGCUGGGCUUUCUGCUGGCAUGGCCAUUGGGAUUGUUGGUGAUGCUGGUGUAAGAGCUAAUGCACAGCAGCCAAAACUUUUUGUUGGGAUGAUUCUUAUCCUCAUUUUUGCUGAAGCUCUUGCACUUUAUGGCCUUAUUGUUGGCAUCAUCUUAUCUUCUCGAGCUGGUCAAUCUAGGGCAGACUGAGAAGGAAGUGAUGGCUCUUGAUACUCUUCCAUCUUGUCUAUUUGUCUCACUCAUGAGGAAAGAGUUUUAGCAAUUCUCUGAUUAGUCGAUGUGGACUGCAUUUGCAGGGUUCUCAAGAUUUUUCAUGGAGGUAAUAUUCCUCUGCCAUUCAUUUGGUGGUUCCUCUGUCCUGUUUGUAGCAUUAGGAUUGAGUUUCUUUGCUUAAUAAAAGGUUGGAAUUUGAAAAUCCAUCUGUUCAGAUUCAUCUUAUAGUGUAUUUUGCAGAAGUAAUAUCUCUUGGUGGGAGUUUGAUACUUGAACCAUUGCAUGUAUGAGAUCUUAUUAAUUGAUUUGCUUGUAUCUUCAAGUUUACUUAUCUGUUGUUAACAUUGCUUUGUC